AAACGAAGAUCAGUUGAGUGCAGACGAUCGAUGUGAAAAGAAGCAAAGUCAGAAGCUAACGGACUGUCUUCAUACAUAGAGCAUUUACAACGGAACUAUUUUUAGCAAAGAAUAAACACUUCCAUAUUCAUUUGACAUUUGUCUGCUCAGACUGUUCCCAGCUGACGUUUGCCUAAUUGACUGUUCCCAGCAGACGUUUGAAGCUAACGACGUUUAUCUUAUCCCAAGUUGCUGCACCAACAUGUCGACGACAUUCACCAUCAAUGGCCAGCCCUACACAGUCAAUCUGAGCACUCUGCCAUCGGACAUCACGCUUAACACGUUCAUUCGGGAGCAUGCGCAGCUGACGGCCACAAAGUUCAUGUGCAAGGAGGGCGGCUGCGGUGUUUGUGUGUGCGUGUUGCGCGACGGGAAGCGCACCUGGGCCGUCAACUCGUGCCUGACACUGUUGAAUAGCUGCACCCAGCUGGAGAUCAUCACGGCUGAGGGAUUGGGCAACAAGAGCAGCGGCUAUCAUCCCAUACAGAAGCGUCUGGCCAAGCUCAAUGGUACCCAGUGUGGCUUCUGUUCGCCGGCAUUCGUUAUGAACAUGUACGGACUGCUUGAGUCCAAUGGUGGUCAGGUAAGCAUGGCCGAGGUGGAGAACUCCUUUGGAGGCAACAUUUGCCGCUGCACCGGCUAUCGACCUAUAUUGGAUGCCAUGAAGUCCUUUGCCGUGGACAGCAACAUUGCGUUGCCAUCGGAUUGUGUUGACAUCGAAGACUCCUUCGAAUUGUUGUGUCCACGCUCUGGUGCUCAAUGUUCCGGUAAAUGCGCUAGGAAAACGAUUCCCUGUGACGAUAAUGGCCAUUGGUAUUGGCCCAAGACAAUGGAAGAGCUCUUUGAAGCCAUCGACAAGGAUCCCAGUGGAGACGAGUUUAUGAUCGUUGGAGGCAACACGGCACAUGGUAUCUACAGGCGUUCCAUGGACAUUAAGCACUUUAUCGAUGUUCGUGGCAUCGAGGAGUUGCAGCAACAUAGCAUCGAUGCGACUCAACUGAAGCUUGGCGCCAAUCUGAGUCUCACCCAAGCAAUGGACAUCUUCAAAAAACAGCUGCGGCAAACGGGAUUUGAGUAUCUACAGGAGCUGUGGCAACACUUUGAUCUGAUUGCUAAUGUACCAGUGCGCAAUACUGGUACACUGGCUGGAAAUAUUAACAUCAAGAAGCAGCAUCCUGAGUUCCCAUCGGAUAUCUUCAUAUGCUUUGAAGCGCUCGAUGUGCGUGUCUUGGUGGCCAAGAAUGCCAAAGAGGAACAGGAAGUAUCCCUGGCGGAUUACCUCAAGUGCGGAAACAAGAAAGUUGUUCUCAAAACCUUUCUGCUGCCGUCAUAUCCGAAAGAUAAAUUCAUCUACGAUUCCUACAAAAUCAUGCCGCGUGCUCAAAAUGCUCAUGCCUAUGUGAAUUCCGCCUUUCUUCUUGAGCUGGAUAAUCCCACGAAAGUGAAGAAUGCACGCAUCUGCUUUGGUGGCAUUCGACCGGACUUUGUGCACGCCAAGCCAAUUGAAGAGCUGCUUGCUGGACGCAAUCCCUUUGAUGACACCCUGCUGGAGCAGAUAUUUACCAAGCUCUCGACCCUGCUUCAACCGGAUGAAGUGCUGCCUGAUGCUUCACCCGCCUAUCGCUUGAGCCUGGCCUGUGGCUUACUGUACAAGUUUCUCUUGAAAUACGCGCCCCAAGCGGAGGUUAGUGAUGCAUUCAGAAGCGGGGGUCAAUUGCUACAGCGACCGCUGUCCUCGGGAUCACAGGUGUAUCAAACCCAGAAGAAGAACUAUCCCGUCACCCAGGCAGUGAAUAAAGUAGAGGGCAUGAUUCAAUGCUCGGGAGAAGCGACUUAUAUGAACGAUGUGCUGACCACAGCGAAUACGCUGCACUGCGUCUUUGUGGGUGCCACCAAAGUAGGCGCCAACAUCGAGCAGAUCGAUGCUAGCGACGCCCUACGUCAGCCUGGAGUGAUUGCUUUCUACAGUGCCAAGGAUGUACCAGGUGCGAACACUUUCAGUGAUCCGACUUUUGGGUUUGAGGCUGAGGAAAUCUUUUGCGCCACUCGAGUGCGACACUUCAAGCAACCCGUGGGAGUUGUGGUUGCCUUGAGUUCGGAUUGCGCAGGUCGUGCUGCACGUCUGGUGAAGGUUAGCUAUAGCCAGCCCGAUCCCAAGCUAACAAUUAGGCCCAGCUUAAGCGAUGUACUGGACACGUUGCCCCGCGAGGAUUCCCGCAUAUUGCGCAUUGUCAGCGAAACACCCGGCAAACUGGAGUACUCAGCUACACCCGAUAAAAGCGUUAGAGGCGUCUUCCAGAUGGGAUUGCAGUAUCACUUCACGCUGGAGCCGCAAACAACAGUUGCACUGCCCUUCGAGGAUGGGCUCAAGGUCUACUCGGCCACUCAGUGGAUGGAUCACACACAGUCGGUGAUCGCGCAUAUGCUUCAGCUGAAGGCCAAGGAUGUGCAGCUACAGGUGCGACGCUUGGGCGGCGCCUAUGGCUGCAAAAUAUCCAGGGGUAAUCAGGUGGCCUGUGCCGCCUCCCUCGCCGCAUACAAACUGAAUCGCCCGGUGCGUUUUGUACAGUCUAUCGAGUCCAUGAUGGAUGUUAAUGGCAAGCGUUGGGCCUGUCGCUCCGACUACGAGUUUCAUGUGCUGGCAAAUGGCAAGCUGGUAGGAUUGCAGAAUGAUUUCUACGAAGAUGCUGGCUGGAAUGGUAACGAGAGUCCCAUCGAUGGACACUCUACGGGCACGGCGUCCAACUGUUAUGACUUCUCCGACAGCAAUUUCAAGAUCAACGGUAAUGCUGUGCUCACGGACGCGCCCAGCUCGACGUGGUGUCGCGCACCUGGAUCCGUUGAGGGAAUCGCCAUGAUGGAGAACAUUAUCGAGCAUGUGGCUUUUGAAGUGCAACGCGAUCCGGCGGAGGUGCGAUUGCUUAACAUGGCCAAGGGUAACAAACUGGCCGAGCUGCUGCCACAAUUUUUGCAAUCAAGGGAAUACGAAGCACGUCGCAAGGAGAUCGAAGCGCACAAUGCCGCCAAUCGAUGGAUGAAACGUGGUCUUGGUCUUGCCGUCAUGGACUAUCCGGUUUUCUUCUUUGGGCAGUAUCCGGCAACGGUGGCCAUUUAUCAUGUAGAUGGCACCGUAGUUGUUACCCAUGGUGGCAUUGAAAUGGGUCAAGGUAUGAACACAAAGAUUGCUCAGGUUGCCGCCUACACAUUGGGCAUCGAUCUAAGCUACAUCAAAGUGGAGGCCUCUGACACUAUUAAUGGAGCCAAUUCAAUGGUUACUGGCGGCGCUGUUGGUAGCGAGAGUCUUUGCUUCGCGGUGCGUAAAGCUUGCGGUGUGCUAAACACACGACUACAGCCCGUAAAGAAGGAGAAAGCGAGCUGGCAGGAAACGGUACAAGCUGCUUACACCGCCUCGAUCAAUUUGAUAGCCUCAGAUCAUUAUAAGGAGGGUGACAUGCAGAACUAUCAUGUCUAUGGCCUGGCACUGACCGAAAUCGAAUUGGAUGUGCUCACGGGAAACAAUCAAAUCAAGCGUGUAGAUCUUCUCGAGGAUGCGGGAGAGAGUCUAAGUCCCUACAUCGACAUUGGCCAAAUCGAGGGCGCCUUUGUCAUGUGCUUGGGCUACUGGCUGAGUGAACAAUUGGUUUACGAUCGGCAAACUGGACGAUUGCUCACGAAUCGCACCUGGAACUAUAAGCCACCGGGUGCCAAAGAUAUUCCCAUUGAUUUCCGCAUUGAAAUGGUACAGAACCCGCAGGCAAAUGGAGCUGGAUUCAUGCGUUCCAAGGCAACUGGAGAGCCGCCUUGUUGCCUGGCCGUCAGUGUAUUAUUUGCACUGCAACAGGCUCUGCAAUCGGCCAGAAAGGAUGCUGGUCUGCCUAGGGAAUGGGUUCGCUUGGGUGCGCCCACAACACCUGAAACAUUGGUGCUCAAUGCUGGUCACGAUGUCAAAUCGUUUAGACUUAAGUAAUACCAUAUUUUUGGUAUGCAUAUAUUGCAAAAUAGCACUCAACUGUAAAAUGAAGAACUGAGCAAGCAAAGGCUACCAAUUCAUUAAAAAAAAAUGGUUGCGGGUAAACUUAGAUUGAAUACUAUUCAUACAAAUAAAUAUUAUUGAAACUGUC
This is a messenger RNA of Drosophila nasuta, 4160 nucleotides long. It is a transcript of the gene AOX3, whose product is annotated as Aldehyde oxidase 3. The record is from RefSeq and is a predicted model, not a curated record. NCBI's taxonomy places the organism in Eukaryota, Metazoa, Arthropoda, Insecta, Diptera, Drosophilidae. Gene Ontology annotation, molecular function: 2 iron, 2 sulfur cluster binding; oxidoreductase activity; iron ion binding.